AUGUCUUCCGACGAACCUCCAACGCUCCGCCGGCUCGGCCCCAUGGAACUAUACUCCUCUUCACGCCACAACCUCGGCAUCUACCUCGCCGUCACCGUUUCUGCGCGGUACUCACCCCUCCCCUCCUCACGGCUUCUCCCCGCGCUCGCCUCCGUCGUCCGCGCGCAUCCCAUGUUGCGCGUCGGCAUCACCGGCGAGGCCACCAAUUCCGCGCACUUCACGCACCUCCGCCGCAUCAACCUCCACGACCACGUCGUCAACCUCUCGGUACAGUGCGCGUCAGAAGCGGCUCUGAACCACGAGGUCGCGAGGAUUCAGGCCCAGGAACAUAAUGUUCGCUGGGAGGACACUGCUACGAAAGGCCCGUGGAGGGUGACAGUAAUACGCGACGACGGGAGGGAUUGCGCAGAUGUGAUUUUUGCAUUUCAUCAUUCGCUGCUGGAUGGGACGAGUGGGCGCAAGUUCCAUGAGUAUCUGCUUGCGGCGCUGGAGACGGCGACUGACGACGGGAAGUACAUCCUCGAGUUCCCAGAUCCGCCACCGCUGCCACCGCCGCAGGAGGAAGCAGUGCCGUUUACCCUCGGGCCGCUGUACAUUGCCUCGACCCUCUGGAGUGAAUUCGCACCCGCGCUCCUCAAGCCGGCGCCUCAGGCUGUAUGGGCUGGCCAGCAGGUCUCCUUUGCAAUGCCGUACAUCACGCGCAUCCGGCCCGUCGACAUCCCCCCUGAACAAACCAAAUCCCUCCUCGCCGCGUGUCGGCAGCACAAGACCACGCUCACAGGUCUCCUCCAUGCGCUCGCCUUUGCCUACUUCACCUCGAUCCUACCAGACGACAUCCCCGGCUUCAACUGCGCCACACCGAUAGGUCUGCGCAACCACGCCCGCGACGACAUUGAUACCCUGCGCGUGCUCAUCUGCUCCAUGAACCACGCCUUCUCCGGCGCCUCCAUCACCGCCAUGCGCGCGGCGCUCACCUCCGAUACGUUGACAGCCACCAUCUGGACCACCGCGCGGCGCAUCCGCGAAGAAAUCGCCGCCCGCAGCGCCAACAUCACGCACAACAACAUCAUGGCCCUGAUGCGGCACGUCAGCGACUGGACGCGCUUCCACACGAGUCGCGACAAGCAGCCGCGGUCCAACUCGUGGGAGUGCAGCAACGUCGGUGCGCUGGCGGCGCAGGACACAUCUGUAAAAGUGAGCAGGGUGCUGUUCUCGAAUGGUGCCAUGGUGACCGGCGCGGCGGUCGGCAUGAAUGUGGCGUCGGCGCCGGACGGACACCUGACGAUUGGGCUGUCGUGGCAGGAGGGCAUCGUGGAGGAUGGCAUGGUGGAGGCCGUAUUAGACGCCGAGCUCGACGUCUACUUCAGCGGGUACAAAUUCGUCAAUGGCAGCCGCAACGUUGACUGGAGAGCGGGCUACCGCAGUACAGGCAAGGGGGAGGGGCUCGCAGCUUUCAUGGUUUGCAAAUCUAUUCCAUCAUUGAAACUCCGAAUGCUUUUCAUCGGCGCUGUCAUGUCCACGGGAGCCAUCGGCGACGAAGUGGUAGACGCCGCCCGACCUGGAGGAGACCAACGACAGGCGCCGCGCCCGUGGCUAGUACGAAGCACCAAAGAGUGCACGUUCAACUACAGAUGGCACGUUCGGUGCAGCCUUUAUCGCAAGAAAUACACAGACAGAUGUGAAGAGACUGUCGCGCUUCUGCAGAAGCUUGGUUUUCCAGGUCUAGUAUUCCAUUGCCGUUCCUGA
Akanthomyces muscarius is the source of this 1746-nucleotide messenger RNA. RefSeq lists its product as uncharacterized. Bases 1 to 1746 code for a protein of 581 amino acids. NCBI's taxonomy places the organism in Eukaryota, Fungi, Ascomycota, Sordariomycetes, Hypocreales, Cordycipitaceae. The record is from RefSeq and is a predicted model, not a curated record. Gene Ontology annotation, molecular function: N-acetyltransferase activity. The transcript is spliced from 4 exons.